This is a messenger RNA of Meloidogyne enterolobii, 954 nucleotides long. Lineage: Eukaryota; Metazoa; Nematoda; Chromadorea; Rhabditida; Meloidogynidae. The record is from the annotation of a GenBank genome assembly.
AUGUUUGCAAAUCAACAUUUACAGCAAAGAAAUGGUUUGGGGCUUUUAUUAGAUAGCCCUGACGAUUUAAUUGAUAUUUAUCUUUCUUCAGAUUUCGGGCCCAAUGAAUUUGUGACUGCCCCUGUACCUUCUUCCUGCUUUGGAGAAGUUGGUGGUGGGCAGAGACUGGAAGCGGGCGGUCCUGUUCGAGAUGAGGAAGAAGAGGAAGUGAGGAGGAGGCUUUUGGAACCUCCAAACACUUCUAGUUUGGUUCCGAGUACUUCAAAUGCUUCAAUGCAAAAGCUUCUUCGUGUGCCGGUUGUGAAAGAGGAGCCUUUCAAGGAUGAACCGCUGGAACAAGAUAAUGUCAACGUUUCUCAAGUUUUUGGCUCUUCCUCCUCCCGUGCUUCAAGCGUUGCCAGUAGCGUUUUUACUUCAGUACUUUCAGCAUCACAUUCCGGAACUCCACGAAAAUAUAGGAUUAAAUCAGAUAAAGAAAAGUCUAAUCCAAUGUAUAGACUUAAACGUUUAAAGAAUAAUGAUGCUGUGCGUCGCAGUAGAGACAAGGCAAGACAACAACAAAUGGCAAAAGAACACAGGCUUCUAUUUCUGGAACAUGAGAAUAUUCUUUUUCCUCAACAAAGUGAGCUAGGUAGUUUUGCGAGGAUUUUGUUGGCCGUUGGUUCCGUUGAAAAAUUCUUUUGGGUUGAUUUUUGGUUGAUUAGUUUUUUUCUGGCAAGAGUUUUUGUAGACAGAAAAACCCAGAAAAUUUCUUCCCGCCUUUUUCAUUAUGAUAUAAGUAGAGUUAGUUUUCAGAAGACCAUUAAACCUGAAUUUCUCCUUCUAACGCGUGAACAGGCAGUUUUGAUACAAGAAUUGAAAGGCCAGAAUGCCGAGCUUAAGGACGAAUUUCAAAAAAUUAGACAAAAUUGUAGAUGUGGGGCUAUAAAUUUAAGUGAACAACAAAGGCAUUAA